Osmia bicornis bicornis is the source of this 855-nucleotide messenger RNA. RefSeq lists its product as uncharacterized. NCBI's taxonomy places the organism in Eukaryota, Metazoa, Arthropoda, Insecta, Hymenoptera, Megachilidae. Bases 226 to 855 code for a protein of 209 amino acids. The transcript is spliced from 5 exons. The record is from RefSeq and is a predicted model, not a curated record.
UUUAAUUUCUAUUAGACAUGAAAUAUUGGUUUCUACUCUCUUUUCACAUCACUGCGUGACGUAAUAAUAAUUGAUAAUCGAUCGUUUGCGUUGGUUAGCAACAAGGCAAUAAUUUACGAUUCUGUAUUGUUACCGACGCCAAUUUUCAACGUGCUGUGAUACAGUGAGGAUACAGGAAAAUAAUAUAUUGUUAUUAAAACAUUCAUUUUAUUAGCUGCAGAGAAGAUGUCAUCCAAAAAAGCAUAUCCAAUUACACAAAAGCGACGUGCAAUUAUGUAUGAUUCCGAUUCUGCGAGUGAAAGCUCAGAAAUUAAUCAGCCUAAUACAGAAGCACCAAAUACAAAUAUUAUAACGUUAAGUAAAGAACCAUUGGCAUUGUUAAAUCGUCAAUAUGUUGAACUGAAAUAUGACAUUAAACAAAUUUUUAAUAAAUUAGAAUCUAUCGAAAGACUAUUAAAUAACGUAGCAGUUACUGGAAGUAAUUCUGGAAUUGUGGAUGGCGAAAAGUCUUUUUUAGACCAAUUGCCACUGGCAUCCGUUACCGAAAUGAAUAAUUUUGAUACUAUGAUCUCAGAAAGCUCUGAAAAAUUUAACUUACUGGUACAAUUACUAUAUUUAGUUGGCGGAGAUACAAAUAAAAAAAUAAUAUAUAACAUGCUUCACAAAUUAAUGACGAACGAAGCAGCAACGUUUUAUUCGGGACAGGGAAGAAAAAAAAAAUUAUCUUUUAUUCAUUUAAAAUUAUAUGAUGCUGUAACUGUAGCAACAAGAAGAAGGCAAGCGUCCAUUACGGAUGUUGAAAUCAAGCAAACAAUAUCUUUAUUUUUGGCAUCAGCUCAGUCAAGAUUAAAAUAA